CCAUUGGAAGGAGAUAAGAUGAAAUAUGAUAUGUUAUCAAUACACUUUGAUCCAUUGAUGGCAUUGUCCAAUCCACAUUAUGUCACAUUGCCAUAUCCCAAGGCAAUGCCACUUGACAAUCUACACAAGGCAAGAGUAUUGCUACCUCCAAACGAUCCAAACUACCUGUCGAUCAGGCCAAAUCAAACAAAGCCACAACCACAUAAGCAGUCCACUACUGCUGCUGCUGCUGUUACGCCUGCUCCUCCUGUGACUCAGCCACAGCCACAGUCACAAACACAGCCACAGCCACAGACAUCUCAGCCUCCACAACCACAACUACAGACACAGACACAGCUACAGCCACAGACACAGAGGUCAACUACAAAUACGAUGGCGACAGUAACAACAACAACAACUACACCGACAGCGACAACGACAACGACGACGACAAUGACAAAGGCAAAGGAGAGCCAUAAGGUGUUUGAUAAUAUUGCAGUCAAGUUCACAGAUGGUCCGUUGAGUCUUCUCAGAAGAGCUCUGCAGGAGAGGAAACAGAUCAGAGUGGUCAUUCGUGGUCUAAGAAGUAUUAGAGGACAUUGUAUCGGUUACCUGUUAGGCUUUGACAAACACUUCAAUGUGAUCCUACGUGAUGUUGAAGAAGAAAUCAUUCGAAGUGUACCAGUAGCAGCAGCAACAACAUCAGUGACAGAUGAUAGUGGCGGCGAGUCAUCCAACUCCAAUACAUCCAGCAAACGUCAACUGAUACGUGACAAGAGAUACUAUGGCCAACUGUUCAUCAAAGGUGACACUAUUGUAUCGAUACACAGUUAUCCUGUGUUGCAGCCMAUCGUCAGG
This is a messenger RNA of Acytostelium subglobosum LB1, 837 nucleotides long. RefSeq lists its product as hypothetical. Gene Ontology annotation, molecular function: U7 snRNA binding. Lineage: Eukaryota; Evosea; Eumycetozoa; Acytosteliales; Acytosteliaceae. The record is from RefSeq and is a predicted model, not a curated record. The transcript has a single exon. The annotation marks the transcript as partial. Gene Ontology annotation, biological process: mRNA 3'-end processing by stem-loop binding and cleavage. Gene Ontology annotation, cellular component: U7 snRNP.